GUGGUGUUUGGAAGCUAGACCAUGUGCCUAGGUAGAUGUCAUUCCUUUCUCCAUAGCUCUACACCCCCAGCAACGCUCACCACACCCUUGUUUUGAGAACCUCUCUGAGACUGAAGACUGCUCUGUGCCCUGCUCUUCCCUGUGGUUCUUGGAGGUAGCCCUCUCUCUCUGCUGGUGUCAUACGGAUCCCAUCCUCAAGACGGAUGACCUUAUUGUGGGGACAUUGGCCAGUAGGCACUUUCCACCGGUCCAGUGUUGAACUCAGCCCUGCAGGAGCCCAGGACGCACAGACAAGUGCUACAAAGCCCCAUCACCACUCAAGUCAGUCCAGGAGCAGUCUGCAGACGUGUAUUUGGAAGCCACUGGACCAGAUCAUUUCUGAGGUCCCCUUCAGCUCUAACAUCCUCCCUUGCCAGCAUCCAGCCAUGGGGGAUAUGAAAACUCCAGAUUUUGAUGACCUCCUGGCUGCCUUUGACAUCCCAGACCCCACUAGCCUCGAUGCCAAGGAGGCCAUCCAGACCCCCAGUGAGGAGAAUGAGAGCCCCCUCAAACCUCCAGGCGUGUGCACGGAUGAGAGUGUGUCCCUGUCUCACUCAGGGUCAUCCUCAGAUGUCCCGGCCGUGAGUGUCAUUGUCAAGAACACAAGCCGCCAGGAGUCCUUUGAAGCGGAGAAAGACCCCAUCGCUCCCAGCCUCCUACACAAUGGAUUUCGGGGCUCGGACCUGCCUCCAGAUCCCCACAACCUGGGCCACAACUGUGGGAAGUUUGAUUCCACUUUCAUGAACGGAGACAGUGCCAGGAGUUUCCCUGGCAAGCUAGAACCUUCCAAGUCAGAGCCGUUACCGACCUUUAACCAGUUCAGUCCAAUCUCUAGCCCAGAACCCGAGGAUGCCAUCAAAGAUAAUGGGUUUGGAAUGAAGCCCAAGCACUCUGACAGUUAUUUUCCACCCCCUCCUGGGUGUGGGCCUGUGGGGGGCCCAGUCCUGGAGGCUCUGGCUAAGUUUCCAGUCCCAGAGCUCCAUAUGUUUGAUCACUUCUGUAAGAAGGAGCCCAAGCCAGAACCUCUGCCCUUGGGGAGUCAACAGGAACACGAGCGAGGUGGGCAGAAGGUGGGGGAGCCUCACAAGGAGCUGGAUGCCAGUCGAUUCUUUGGGGAAGCUUUGGAAUUCAACAGCCACCCCAGCAACAGUAUUGGAGAGCCGAAGGGGCUUGCCCUGGAACUUGGCACUUGCUCGUCAGUCCCCCCUAGGCAGCGUCUGAAGCCAGCUCAUUCCAAGCUUUCCUCUUGUGUUGCAGCCUUGGUGGCCCUGCAGGCCAAAAGAGUGGCCAGUGUCACCAAGGAGGAUCAACCUGGCCACGCAAAGGACCCCUCAGGGCCCACUAAAGAGGGCUCCAAAGGUAGCCCCAAAAUGCCCAAGUCACCAAAGAGUCCCCGGAGCCCUCUGGAGGCCACUAGAAAGAAUAUCAAGCCAUCGGACAGCCCUCGGAGCAUCUGCAGUGACAGCAGUGGCAAAGGCUCCCCUUCAGUGGCUGCCAGCUCCCCACCAGCAAUCCCCAAAGUCAGAAUCAAAACCAUUAAGACGUCAUCGGGGGAAAUCAAACGGACCGUCACGAGGAUCCUGCCAGACCCUGACGAUCCCAGUAAGUCCCCCGUUGGAUCACCUCUGGGGAGUGCCAUUGCCGAGGCCCCCAGCGAGGCGCCGGAGGACGAGGUCACCGCCUUGCCGACUGUGGCGCCCUCUCCUGAGGUGGGCACAAAUUCCGGGAGCCCCCAGGGUGACAAGAAAGGGGAUGAGAGCACCCCGAAGGCCGGUGAAUCGGCGUCUCCGUGCGGCAGCUCCGGGCCCCGGGUCCCAAAGGGGGCUGCCCCCGGUGCGCAGAGCGGCAAGAAGCAACAGCAGAGCACUGCGCUGCAGGCGUCCGCCCUGGCCCCCGCCACCCUCCUGCCCAAGGCCGUGCACCUGGCCAACCUGAACCUCGUGCCCCACAGCGUCGCCGCUUCCGUGACGGCCAAGUCCUCGGCGCAGCGGCGGAGCCAGCCGCAGCUCCCACAGAUGUCGGUUCCCCUGGUCCACCAGGUGAGGAAGGCCGCCCCGCUGGUGGUGGAGGUCUUCAACAAGGUCCUCCACAGCUCCAACCCCGUGCCCCUCUACGCGCCAAAUCUCAGCCCCCCCGCCGACAGCAGGAUCCACGUGCCGGCCAGUGGCUACUGCUGCCUGGAGUGCGGGGACGCGUUCGCCUUAGAGAAGAGCCUGAGCCAGCACUACGGCCGGCGGAGCGUCCACAUCGAGGUGCUGUGCACGCUGUGCUCGCAGACGCUGCUCUUCUUCAACAAGUGCAGCCUGCUCCGGCACGCCCGCGACCACAAGAGCAAGGGGCUGGUCAUGCAGUGCUCGCAGCUGCUCGUGAAGCCCAUCUCCGUGGACCAGAUGUUUGUGUCGGCCCCCGCCAGCUCCCCGGCCCCAGCGGCCCCAGCGCCCCCCGCCUCCCCCAAGCCCGGCCUCACUGCGGCCACUGCCAGCCCAACCCUCCCGGCCUUGCCGCUCUACCCGGACCCCGUGAGGCUCAUCCGGCACGGAAUCAAGUGUCUCGAAUGUCACAGGCAGAUACGCGACUACAUGGCUAUGGCUGCCCAUUUCCAGAGGACGGCGGAGGAAACCGAGGGGCUGACUUGCCAGGUGUGCCAGAUGCUGCUGCCCAACCAGUGCAGCUUCUGCGCCCACCAGCGGAUCCACGCCCACAAGUCCCCCUACUGCUGCCCGGAGUGUGGGGCCCUCUGUCGCUCUGCCUACUUCCAGACCCACGUGAAGGAAAACUGCUUGCACUAUGCCCGCAAGGUGGGCUACAGGUGCAUCCACUGCGGGGUCGUCCAUCUGACCUUGGCCUUGCUGAAAAGCCACAUCCAGGAGCGACACUGCCAGGUUUUCCACAAAUGUGCAUUCUGCCCCAUGGCCUUCAAGACUGCCAGCAGCACCGCGGACCACAGUGCCACUCAGCACCCCACCCAGCCUCACAGACCCUCCCAGCUCAUUUAUAAGUGCUCCUGUGAAAUGGUCUUCAACAAGAAGAGGCACAUUCAGCAGCAUUUUUACCAGAAUGCCAGCAAGACGCAGGUGGGCGUCUUCAAGUGCCCUGAGUGCCCACUCUUGUUCCUGCAGAAGCCGGAAUUGAUGCAGCACGUCAAGAGCACCCACGGUGUUCCCCGAAACGUGGACGAGCUGUCAAGCCUCCAGUCUUCGUCGGACACGUCCUCAGGCCGCCCUGGCUCUCGAGUUCCCCCUGAGCCCCCAGCCACGAGCGUGGCUGCUCGGGGCAGCUCCCUGUCGUCUAGCCGCUGGGGCAGGCCCGAGGCCCAUCGCAGGGCUGAGGCCAGGCCCCGGCUGAGGAGCACUGGCUGGGCCUGUCCGGAGUGCCAGGAGUGGGUCCCUGAUCGGGAGAACUAUGUGUCCCACAUGAGGAAGAGCCACGGCCGGACGUUGAAGCGGUACCCGUGUCGACAGUGUGAACAGUCCUUUCACACCCCCAACAGCCUGCGCAAACACAUCCGCAACAACCAUGACACAGUGAAGAAAGUCUAUACUUGUGGGUACUGCACAGAGGACAGCCCGAGCUUUCCUCGGCCCUCCCUCCUGGAGAGCCACAUCAGCCUUAUGCAUGGUAUCAGAAGCCCUGAUUUGAGCCAGACGUCCAAAGUCAGACCUCCGGGCGGACAUUCCCCUCAGGUGAGCCAUCUGAAGAGACCAGGCAGCGGAGCCGGGGACGCUCCGGGCACCAGCAAUGGCGCAGCGGUCUCUUCUACCAAAAGGCACAAGUCCCUGUUCCAGUGUGCGAAGUGCAGCUUUGCCACAGACUCGGGGCUCGAGUUUCAGAGCCACAUACCUCAGCACCAGGCGGACAGCUCCACGGCUCAGUGUCUCCUCUGUGGCCUGUGCUACACCUCUGCCAGCUCCCUCAGCCGCCACCUCUUCAUCGUCCACAAGGUGAGAGACCAGGAAGAGGAGGCGGAGCCAGAUGAGGGCUCCGGGGAGGAGGUGUCCAUGGAGACCAGGGAGAACGGACUGGAAGAAUGUGCCGGAGAGCCUUUGUUGGGCGACCCAGAGGCGAGAUCACCAGGCCCGGCUUCUGAGGAGGACGGUGCCCAAGAUGCUCAGAGUCACCCACAGGCCUCUCAGGACCAGGACAGCCACGCACCGUCCCCUCAGCUGUGACCGGAGGCUCUGCAGUGUGUGCGGCCGGGGUGGUGCCAUGGCGUCCCCCGCCCACUGCGGGGACGGUGGGAGAGAGAAGGCCCCGCCCCGGUGUGCGUGCGGCCGGCUGUGCCCUGGAGCAGUGUCUGCCCUGAGCUGCGGGUGCCCGGUGUCCCCCAGCCCCGGGAAAUGUGUGGUCGCCCAGGACCCUCACAGCUCUGAAUCUGCUUCUGUUAUUUAUGGCUUUGUGCUGCUUCUUGGUACCCCAACUCUUGUCUGUGUCCUUCCAACCCCAGGCUGCUUACGUGGCCCGGCCCCAACGCUGUCAACUCGGCUUGAAGCCCCAUCAGCGCUGUGCUCUUCUGGGAGGUUCCCGUGUGCUGCCCUCAGCCAGGGGUCUCCUCGGAGCUCUCCUUCCUGCCCGCAGAGCCGGAGAAGGGGGUGAGGGUGCUGGUGCACUCCCUCGGAGAGCUCCACCCAGGCUGGCUUGGUGAGGGCCCUUGAUCACCUUGCCCUUCCUUCCUGUCUUCUUUCUCCCCUGAAAUAGUCCUGGAGAAUGAGUUGUCACACUGGCUCCUCCUGUCUGUGGGUGGGAGAGAGUUCUGCAGCGCACCUCCGCUUGGAACCCGGAGAGCGGGCAGCGCGCCAGGGCAGGCAGGCCGCGAGAGGCGGAGCGCCGGCCGAAGGAGCUGUGCGUCCCUGUGCUGCCUUCCCCGGCUCGCGGGCUCGCGGGCCGGGGGCGCCCAGACGUUGGAAUGUUUGUUCUCUCGCUCCUGUGCCAUUAGAGAGGCUGCUGCCUCAGGCAGGUCAGCCCCUCCUCCUCUGGCUACACUCAUGUUGCUCAGACUAUAUUUCAAAUAAAAAAUCUUCUGACCAUGCA
Callorhinus ursinus (northern fur seal) is the source of this 5067-nucleotide messenger RNA. RefSeq names its product zinc finger protein 592 (gene ZNF592). Lineage: Eukaryota; Metazoa; Chordata; Mammalia; Carnivora; Otariidae. The record is from RefSeq and is a predicted model, not a curated record.